Molecule: messenger RNA, 2127 nt
Organism: Entamoeba dispar SAW760
Lineage: Eukaryota; Evosea; Mastigamoebida; Endamoebidae
Exons: 2
Coding region: 1-2127 (708 amino acids)
Biological process (GO): activation of GTPase activity
Molecular function (GO): GTPase activator activity
Source: RefSeq, a predicted model, not a curated record
AUGCUUUUAGCAUCAGUCAAGAGAUUUGGAGUUAUUCAAAAUAUCCGAGAUAAUCCUUUACUUAUGUUUGAUGAAGAGUCACAAAAAAAUAUUGUUAUGACAACAAUUAAAGAAAUAAUGACAAAUAUUGAUACCUUUUUUCUUAAGAUUUCAUCAACAGAACGAUUAAACUUUAUUUUUAAUGCGAUAUCAAUUGGACUUAAUUUACCUUUAUUAUCAAAUUCAGAUUUUGAGCGAGCAGAACAAUGCAUAAGUAUUUAUCGAAAUUUAUUAAAAAAAAGUAAAAUACCAAUUGAAUUUCAAAAAACACCAAAAAUUAUUAGUUCAAUGUUAUGUGAUAUUUCAUUAUUAUUUAAUAAAAAGAAUAAAAGUGAAACAUAUUAUCAACAAUAUAAUCAGGUAUGUCUAAAAGGUUUAGAAAUAUUUGAUAAAGGGAUACAUAUUUUAAUAAAAAAUAAAGAAUUAGAUGAAAUUAAAAUAAUAAUAUUAUUAUUAAUUGGAAUGAUUAAAGAAAUAUUAGAAGGAUUUAAUCCAAAUAAUCAAUUAUUAUAUUCAAAUGUAAUAAUAAAAAUAUUUUCAUUAAUAAAUGAUUGUUUAAUAAUAAGUGAUAAUAAAAUUGAAGAAUGGAAAGUAUUUAAAAAAGAAUUAAUUUAUUUAAUAGAAUUUAAUGAUAUAUUUGAAGUAUGGGCAAAUUAUUUAAUAAAAAUUCAACAAAUAAUUAUUUCAUCUCUUUAUUGUAAUGAUUUUAUUAAAUUUAAAUUAAUAUCUUUUUCUAAACCAGAAAUAAUAUUAAUUUCAUUUAAACAGUUAAAAAAUAUUUGGAUUCAAUUCUUAAAUUGCAUAGAAUUUAAAUUAAUAAAAACACCAAAAACGUUACUUCAUUAUUGUCAGAUAUAUUCAAGAUUAAUACAAGAAAUGAAAGAUUUAUCAAUAAAAUUUCUAAAACAAAAUCCAUUACCAAAAACAAUUUAUACAAUUUAUUUAAAAGAAUUUAUUAAAAUUAUUAUUGAAAUUAAUCAACAAGAAUUUAAUGAAGUUAUAUAUUUUAUUAUUCCAAUUUUAGGAAAUUUUAUGGAGGAAUGUCUUAAAAAUAUUAAAUAUAAUGAAUUAAUUGUAAAUGAAUUAAUUUAUUGUUUUAAAAAAUGUUUAGAAUCUACAGAAUAUAAUUUAUUAAUAAUUAUAUAUUCUGAAUUAAUUAAUAUAUUAAAAUGUCAUCAAAAUCAAUUAUUAUUAUUAUUUAAACCUUUAAUAAAUUCAAUUGAAAAAAUAGUAUUACAAAAUAAACCACAAACAAAUAAAAUAAUUUUAUUAUUAUUAAAUGAAAUGAAAUAUUAUUAUUCAUUAAUUUGUCAUACUCAAAUGUUUGAAAAAAUUGAAAUUAAUAAAAAAUAUUGUUUAAUCCUUAAUAUUUUAUUAUAUAAUAAAUACUUUAAUUUAAAUGAAUACUAUUUAUUAUUUAUUAUAACUGAACAUUUUAUUAUUGAGUCUUCAAUUGAUGAAAAUUUACCUCAAUCAAAUAAAAUUGAAAUUGAACAAUCAACUAUUCCAAUUCAUUGUUUUGAAUUAUUAUGGAAAGUUUUUAUUGUUUUAAAAUAUGGUUUACUAAAUAAAUUAAUACUAACUAAUAAUGAACAAUCUUUGCUUACAAUUAUUAGAAUAUUUAGAUAUUCUUCUUUUUAUAUUUCUUCUAUUGUAAAUAAACGUUGUUUUAUUGUUGGUAUUAUUAAUCUUUUUUGUGAAUUAAUGCCUAAAAUUUUAGUUCUUCCAUCAACAUUAGUUUUUAAUAGUUCAAUGCAUUUAGUUAUCUAUUUUUCAACAUUAUUACCUUCGUUACAAGAUAAAUUAUUCUUUAAAAUAAAUGAUAUGUUCUUAUCUUUAUCUUCUUCUAAAAGUUCUUUUUACGCUGCUUCAUUAGAACGUUUUUAUACAUUCUUUAUUUCUUAUUUCUUUCAAUUAACAACAAAAACUGAUAUUCAUUUCUUUGAUUUAUUUAUUCAACAUCAACCAAUUGAUAAACAAUUAUCAAUUUCAAUUAAAAAUAAUAAUGCAAUAUACACUAUUUUUGAAAUACUCUUUCAUCAUCAAAUUCAUUUUAUAUUUUUGGAAUUAAUAAAUACAAUAAAUUAA